Talaromyces stipitatus ATCC 10500 is the source of this 1569-nucleotide messenger RNA. Its product is annotated as benzoate 4-monooxygenase cytochrome P450, putative. The record is from RefSeq and is a predicted model, not a curated record. The transcript has 7 exons. Gene Ontology annotation, molecular function: oxidoreductase activity, acting on paired donors, with incorporation or reduction of molecular oxygen; monooxygenase activity; heme binding. Lineage: Eukaryota; Fungi; Ascomycota; Eurotiomycetes; Eurotiales; Trichocomaceae. Bases 1 to 1569 code for a protein of 522 amino acids.
AUGGGGUUGCUGUCCUUUGCAAAGAGUAUCGGGCCUGUGCCGGUUGAUUUUAAAACUUUUACAUACUGGCAUAUUGCACUGGCUGGCAUCGGGGUUUUCAUAACAUAUGGCGUUGGGCUACUGAUUUAUCGUCUGUACUUCCAUCCUCUGGCUGGGUUUCCGGGACCCAAGCUCCUUGCUGCAACAACCUGGUACGAGGCGCUCGUUGAUAUUGGUCCGCACGACUUUCCUCAGAGACUAGCUCAAAUACACAAGAAAUAUGGUCCUAUUGUUAGGGUGGCUCCAGGAGAAAUACAUGUCGACGACGCUGAAUUCUUUCAAGUCGUAUUCGCAACUGCCGCGAGGCACCGAACAGAUAUCAUUCCACCUCGAGGACUGGGUCAAGAGGAUUCCAUAGGAGCAACAGGUAACUUCGAGUUGCACCAACUGAGAAGAAAGCCACUUGAAAAGUUCCUAUCUCGCCAGAAUGUCACACGCCUCCAACAUGUCAUCGAUGAAGAGCUCAGAAUUCUAGAUCGAAAAGUGGCCAAUGCCAAAAAUACGGGCUUACAGAUUCGACUCGACCACAUGUUUACAUCAUUUACUGGUGAUAUUGUGGGAGAGAUUGCUUGCAGAGAGAAUCCUUCAUUGCUCGAUGCCCCUGCAUCUACCCCCGAGUGGUACGAUAUGAUUCGAGGCGCUGCUCGUAUCAUUCCGGUCAUUCGUCACUUCCCCCAAGUUGGAGAAUUUACGCAGUCCGUUCCUGCAUGGUUGGUACAAACUCUGAUUCCUCGUUCCACCGGAUUUAAGAUUCUGCAGAUGCUUGGAGAAAAGCGCAUAGCCAAAAUUAGAGAAGAAGUGGCUCGGGAAAAGACUCGCGAGUACGGAGCAGGCGACUCAAUGUUUCACAACCUCCUUCGAAGUGACAUCCCCGAAUCGGAAAAGAGGUCAGACCGUCUCAACGCUGAAGCCGUCGCUUUCCUCGGAGCUGGAACAUACCCGACAGCUGCUACCCUUAUCUUUGUGGCGUAUUACAUUCUUGCCAAACCAGAAAUAGAAGAACGGCUACGCAACGAACUCAAAGAUGUUAUGGCUGGAUUCGAUAAUGAUGUGGUGAGCUGGGUCAAGUUAGAACAGGUCGACUAUCUUACGGCUUGUCUCAAAGAGGGAUUACGAUUGUUGAGACUGUUCCGUCGCAAAUCGAGAAUCUGCACGGAUAAAGACUUGGUCUACGAAGGUUACGUUAUACCGAAAGGCACACCAGUCAGCAUGCCAACUUACACUAUGCACAUCGAUCCGGAAGUCUUUCCCAAUCCCUUGGAGUUCAAUCCGGACAGGUGGUUGUCCCCAUCUCUCCACCCCCGUAUGGAACGAAAGUGGAACCCUUUCCUCGGCGGUGCAAGAAAUUGUGUCGGAAUGCAUCUUGCUUGGGCUCAAAUGUACCUUAUCCUUGGUACAUUGUUCCGUCCUAACAAGAACUAUCGACUUAAGCUGGGAGAUUGUGAUGAGUCCGAUGUCUUCCCCGUUGUCGACAAUGAAUUUGGCGUUCCAAAGUAUGGAUCGCGCGGUCUUAGUGCGUUUGUGAACUAG